Messenger RNA from Spea bombifrons (plains spadefoot toad), 1924 nucleotides. RefSeq names its product protein unc-93 homolog A-like. The record is from RefSeq and is a predicted model, not a curated record. The coding region runs from base 132 to 1493 and encodes 453 amino acids. The transcript has 9 exons. NCBI's taxonomy places the organism in Eukaryota, Metazoa, Chordata, Amphibia, Anura, Pelobatidae.
AUGGAUUGUUAAGUGUCUGGGAAUAUUUGGAUAUCUACAGUGAGCUGAAAACAUAGCCACUUCUACUUUUAUUUCUACUGACUUAAAAGCAACACAUUCUUCCGAACCAGUGUUAUCAAAAAUAAAACACAAUGCAGUGCUCUAAUAUGAAAAACAUUCUUGUCCUAUCAUUUGGGAUAUUACUUUUGUAUACAGCUUACAUGGGACUUCAAACUCUGCAGAGUAGUCUCAAUAAGAUUCAAGGACUUGGUGUUGCGUCACUGAGUGUAAUGUAUGUUUCUCUCAGUAUAUCUUCGUUAUUUCUGCCGCCCAUUCUGAUCAAGAAAUUUGGCUGCAAAUGGACGAUUGUGGCAUCUAUGUUUUGCUUCAUUUCAUACAGCCUGUGCAACUUUUACCCAAGUUGGCCUACAUUGAUAAUUUCCUCUAUACUUGUUGGAAUUGGUGGAGGACCUCUUUGGGCUAGUAAAAGUAUCUACAUCACAAUUACUGGAAAUAAAUAUGCAGAAAUGUGUGGUAAAAUUUCAAAAGAUGUAGUGAAUCAGUAUUUUGGAAUUUUCUUUUUCAUUUGCCAAACCUGUCGUGUUUGGGGAAAUCUUAUUUCCUCCCUGAUAUUUCACCUAACACCAAAUGCAGGUAGCCUGGAUGGCUCAAAUCAAACGGUUUGUGGUGCAGCUGACUGUCCCAUUGAGUCAACUCAGGCUGGGAAUACUACAGGUGGUCCAUCAAAAACUGUAAUCUAUAUUCUGCUGGGGUCCUACACAGCCUGUGGGGUUCUUGCUGUGCUGUUGAUCAUUCUGUUUUUGGAUCAAAAUCAUGGUGACAAAGAGAAGAAUACAGACAAUGGAACAUCUUUCUGUUCAACCUUAUUGUCAGCACUGAAGCACCUUCGUGAUAAACGCCAGUGUCUUCUUAUACCACUUACUAUGUUCAGUGGUUUCGAGCAAGGCUUUAUUGCCAGUGAUUUUACAAAGUCAUAUGUGACCUGCAUUUUAGGACUAAAGUAUGUGGGCUUUGUAAUCAUAUGUUUUGGAGUUACCAACUCAAUCUGUGCAGCCAUUUUUGGAAAGCUUGCCCAGUAUACUGGGCGAAUUCCCUUAUUUAUAUUCGGAGCAGCAAUAAAUAUUGGGUGUAUUAUUGGCUUUUUGGUCUGGAAACCAAGUACCGGCAACUUUGCAAUAUUUUUUGUGAUGUCUGCACUCUGGGGAAUUGCAGAUGCGGUUUGGCAAACACUACUAAGCUCUUUAUAUGGCGUUUUAUUUGAGAAGAACAAAGAAGCUGCCUUCGCCAAUUUUUCUCUCUGGGAAUCUCUUGGAUUUGCUAUUGCAUUCGGAUAUAGCUCAUUUCUCUGUGUCUAUAUCAAACUGUACAUAUUAAUGUGCGUGAUAGUAUUAGGCAUUCUGCUUUACGGUGCAGUGGAAUUUAUAGAGUAUAGGAACUCUCGCACAGUUGCAGAAGAUGGACCAAAAGACCAUACUCAAGAUCCCUCAGCAUAGAAAGAUAUUUUUAUUUAUACUUUGACUGUACCAUGAACCCAGCAUUCAUAUGUAGCAUAUUUAAAACUUAUUAAAAUAUGAAUAACUUGGGAUUCGUUUACACAAAAAUAUCAGUGGCAAUGCAUGUUGGCGUAUAAUUGAGUCAAUGCACUCAGUUAUGUUUGUUUUCUAAUUUGGAAAUCUUGCUAAAAAUAAAAAGUGAAUAUUUUACAAACUUCGUAUUAUGCAAAUGCCCCUAAAAUGUGCAUUAACCAACAGACGGAAAAACCUACUUAUUCAGAGAUGUAUUUUGGCUGGGUGUCGCCCUAAGCUUGGCCCAGGGCAGCGCCUCAACUUCCUCUUUCCACUUAUCUUCACUCAAUGAAGUAUAACGGGCAAAUUAAAGUUAAACGCAAUAGAGACUAUAACUUGAAAAACAAUAUUUUAAAAUA